UCAUGAUGGAGUAUUCAUUCGCCCGAUUGUGAAAAAAGGAAAAAACCGAAAGUAUUAGAAGAUCAAUCUGAAGUUUAAUUUUGUGUUUUCCGAUAAUGGAUAAUUUCGUUUCCUGUUUAGCAACGUGAAGCUAUGUCUCUGCGUUAGUCAGAAAUAUCAAUUUUUUCACACCACUGGCUAUGGCCAACUUAAAUUUUCAACAACCUCCACGGAGUAUAGCGAAUCAAGGAUUGUCGAGAAGCGGAUUUACCUCUAAUUCCAUAUCAGGUCAUGUCACGCCUACCUCCGGCAUGUUUCCUGGUUCAACUAGUUCCUUCACUCCUCAGCAACAGCUCUCUCCCAACCGGAACUUACCCCCAAUCGUCAAUAGGAACACGCUUUUUAGUAGUCAGCGAGCAUUUCAAGACAGGCGACCGAUGCCAGGACUAACAUCAGCAAUGCAAGAAUGGAACUCAAACACUAUGGGAAAUUUUGCAAUGCCUCCGCAUAGGUCUUACGGAGGCAGUCAAAGCGGACUCAGCAAUUUUCACUCUGUGUUUGGCGGAAGUGGUGGUAGUGGAGGAGGAGAUUCAAGCACGCCGCCGCUGCUAGACCUCUCGGAAUUUCCGUCCCUCACGAGUAGAGGUCAAGGAGAUACGAUGCCGCAACCAACGCCAAUGCCUGGCAAACAACCGUACGUUGGAAUGGUGAAGCAGCCAGCUAAUGACUCCAGCGAAUUUACCAUGAGCAAUGAAGAUUUCCCUGCUUUACCUGGUACCCAAACGAACACUUCGACGAGUGUAGGUGGAUCUGCUUCAAACGAUAGUACUCCUGAGAAAUCAACGCAGGAUGGGUCUGGACAGCCAUCGGAGGUGCAUGUCAACAAUAAUCGAGUUGCUGCAUCAAAUUCAAUUAAUGACAAACAAUCAUCGCACAGUAGAGGCAUUCAAACAUCACCAGAUGGUAAAGUGACGAACAUCCCUGCAAGUAUGGUCAAAGAUCAGUUUGGUAUGGUAGGACUUCUAACAUUCAUUAGAGCAGCUGAAUCGGAUCCAAAUUUGGUGUCUUUAGCAUUAGGUCAAGAUCUAACAGCCCUUGGUCUCAAUUUAAAUUCUCCUGAAAACCUGUUUCCCAGUUUUGGUGGUCCCUGGGCGGAAACGCCUUGUAGACCGCAAGAUGUGGACUUCCAUGUUCCUCCGGAAUAUCUAAUCAAUUUCAAUAUCAGAGAUAAGUUGGCCCAAAUCAAAUUAUCGCGGUACAAAGAUGAUCUUCUGUUCUAUAUUUUCUACACAAACCCAGGUGAUGUUUUGCAGAUAUACGCUGCCAUGGAACUCUAUGCAAGGGAGUGGAGGUAUCAUAUGGAAGAAAAGCUUUGGAUAACGCAAGCUCCUGGUGUGGUCGCAACGGAGAAAACGUCAACUUAUGAAAGAGGUACUUACUAUUUCUUCGACCCUCAGAAUUGGAGGAAAGUUCCGAAAGAGUUCCAUCUUGACUACAGUAAACUCGAACCUCGACCAAACCUGCCUCCCUCUUAUCUGCAUACGGUGUACUCCUGAUAACAGCUGGCUUUGGAUUCGACGUUUCCCUUUCAAAACCUGGCACAUUCAAUUGCAGUUGAUUGCAAUUGAUGUGAGGUGCAAUUGCAGGAGAAAAUUGAAAUUUCUGUUGCAACUGAGUUCGUGUCUCAAUCUUUGUUUUAUUUAAAACUAAUGUAUGUACUUCAUCUGGUUGUAUGUAUCAUAUUAGUUUUACCUAUCUUUUUAAAAAGAUUUCUGUAGAUUAUUA
Molecule: messenger RNA, 1764 nt
Organism: Bemisia tabaci
Lineage: Eukaryota; Metazoa; Arthropoda; Insecta; Hemiptera; Aleyrodidae
Gene: Rga
Product: CCR4-NOT transcription complex subunit regena
Biological process (GO): regulation of DNA-templated transcription
Cellular component (GO): CCR4-NOT core complex
Source: RefSeq, a predicted model, not a curated record